AUGCUUCUGCAAUUAAAAGUUUAUUUGAUAGCAUUUCUUUACUUUCUUGGGGUUUUAUUUGUGAUUCUGUUUCCACCUCGGAACUAUGAACAAUCUGGCACCAAAAUGCGAAGGGUAAGAAGCACGGGCAAGAACAUAAAAUACACCGAGUACAUCGAUUACCAUACCAUGUUAGGAAUCGUAGACCAUAUGGCUGCCGAUGACACUGAAAUGGCGAACAUAAUACAUUUGACUCCGAGGACUUCGGGAAAUAAAAGCGUCAUAGCCCUUGAGUUACACAGCGAUGUCCACAGCAAGAAACCAGGGAUUCUUGUGAUUGGCACUCUUAAUGGAAUGACAUGGGCAGGGCCGAAUGCAAUUAUUGAAUUGGCCGAAAAGCUCCUUUAUGACACAAAUUACCAGACACCAUUUUUUAACGACUAUGAUUGGUACCUUAUACCGCUAGCUAAUCCAGACGCCCUAAAUUUCACCACGAGCCUUCGUCAUCUCAGAUCAGUGGACGCAACGGAAUGGUCGCGUAACAUUACGGCAAGGGCUCACACGAAACCUGCAAAAUGGCACAAAAAUGUUGACACUGAACCCGCCAAAACUUGCUUUGGAGUUAACAUCAAUCGAAACUUCGCCUACCAUUGGCAAGACGAUGUGCGUAAAUCACCAGACACGUGUUCGCAAUACUAUCCUGGCCCUAAACCUUUCUCCACGCCCGAAGCGAGGGCCAUAAGGGAAUAUGUUCACAAGCUAGCUGAUAUUGUACAUUUGGCAAUACACUUACAUGCGAGUUUUAUACCGAAAAAAGAAUUAAUUUUAUACCCCUGGCGAUACACGUCACGUCAACCCAGCAAUUAUCGCACUUCGCAAGAUAUAGGAGAGUAUGCUGCCCGACAAGCACGACUGCCAGACGGAAGAUUGUACGAGGUCCAGCAAGGCAGUAGCGACGGCAGAGUUGCGGGCUCCUUAAGUGACUAUAUUUCUGGAGUCGUCGGCACGGAGCUGGUUUAUCUCGUCAAGCCGUACCACGAAACGUUUCCAAAUUACACUGAUACCUCUAAAUUAGAAACAUACGUAAAGAAGUCUAUAUCUGCAAUUUUAGGGUUAGUACGCGGCUGGCGAAGUAGCACAAAACAGAACACACUUUCGUUCUUUGGCAAAGACGUAGAGUUCUAACU
Molecule: messenger RNA, 1166 nt
Organism: Pararge aegeria (speckled wood butterfly)
Lineage: Eukaryota; Metazoa; Arthropoda; Insecta; Lepidoptera; Nymphalidae
Product: zinc carboxypeptidase-like
Exons: 8
Coding region: 1-1164 (387 amino acids)
Biological process (GO): proteolysis
Molecular function (GO): metallocarboxypeptidase activity; zinc ion binding
Source: RefSeq, a predicted model, not a curated record